AAAUAGCCACAUCAUCAACUAUCUCCAAAACAGGCUUUUAGUUUCAACGUGACCACUUUGUAAUUCAUUAGACCAUCAUCUGGCCCACUUUUUAUGCGAUUCAAUCGUUUAGCCUUUGUCUUCUUCAAACUCAUCUGAGAAAUUCAAUCGUUUCUACAGCUUCAUGUUCUCCUCUUCAACACAUAUUUUUUUUUGGCCAAUUCAACGUAUAUGUUCCUCAAAAAAAAUAAUCCUAAAGGCAUGAAUCGAUUUCCUUCCAAUCACCUCCCCACCUUAUAUAUUCCUCAUCUCUCUUGCUUCUCCCCUUCACCAAAUUCACGGAAAAAAGUUAUUAGAGCAAUCAAUGACAAUCCAAACUGAGUAAUCAACAGGAAAGGCCCCCUCCGCUCUGUUCUUUCCGUUUGUUUAGUCCAGGAUGUCAUAGAGGAGAACACCGAGAGGCAAAGCAAACAUGGAAGCAACGCUGCAGUUGCCUCAGUGUAAACAACGAUAGCUCCACUGACGAUGAAUUAGAUCUGUUCGGUGGUUCUGCUAAUUAUUUUAACGCGAAAUCCCUGCAACGCCUCUGAUCAUCUCAAGAGCUUGAUCCCAUGCGUGAGCAUCACUGAGAGGAGCGUAAAAAAUUGUAAAGAUGGACAAACCAGUGAAACGAAAAUACUCUUUCUUUGCAAGCUGGAUGGCUUUACUUUGGCUUGGAGAUACAAUACUGCCACUACGUUAUCAUACGGCUGCGUCACUUCACUUACAGAGUCUCUUUAUAUGUUGGAGCUAGCAGACUCUUUUCUGGUUUCAUGGACAAUUCUCUAAAUCAAAACAGUUCAUGCCAAUGAAAUUUCAGUUGUUCAACCUUCAAUGGUGCCUAUCUUGAGAAAGCAGUUGCAUACAAAGAUAAUUUCUCAGGCUCAAUGAAGAAAACAAAGUUGACCUUCUGAGAAAUCAUGCAAAGAAUUAGCAGUGAGGGAGCAACACUUUAAUUUGGCCUGCUGUUGAAAGAGCUUCAACGAACUGAUUUUUCGAAACUGCGAAGAGCUUAUUCCACAGGUCGGUUAAAGAUAUAAAUCAUGCAUUGCGACAGUUAUCCCUCUCGGUCACGUCGACAAUUAACUACUUUCUUCCUCCUUCAAUUCUUUGCUUGAAAGUUACUUCAUCUCCACUGCCCUGUUUUGUCUAUAUUUAGCUCUGAAAAAUCUUCUGCUUCUAACCUACAUCGGUGCUCAACUCGGCAUUAUCGCUAUGGAUUCACACAUUGCAGGUAAGGCCAAAAGGUAGAUAUAGAUCAAAUAAUCUUCAUCAUAUGUUGACAAGGUAUGUGAAAACCAGAGUUUUAAGUAGAUCCAACCAGUUAUGUUUUAAACCAUACAUCUCUUUAUUUUUGCAAGGAUAUCUCUGUAGAUUCGGAUCCGAGCCAAUCAUACGCUUUUGAAAUCUGUGGAGAGAUCUUACAAGAAAACUACAAGAUCUAGCUUAUACCACUUUCAAUGCAACAUUGUGGUGUACUCUUCAUGGUAGAGACCGGUUCUGAACUUACUCGGGAGCUUGCUCAUCAGAUUGGGGAGGAAACUAUCAAGUUUUCCAAGUAUCUAGGAUUGGGGUGCCUUCUAUAGUGGGUGGUCAGUCGAUUGAAGAACUGUGUUUUAAGAUGAUAACACAAGGGUGUGAAUAUUGUGAUUUCCACUCCUGGUUGUUUGAUUGAUACGGUAUGAUGUGGUCAGUCCGUGCAACGAUCUGAUUCUUGAUGAGGCAGAUCAGAUAAUAGACAUGGGCUUAAUCCUCAAGUUGUUGGUGUGUUAGAUGUUAUGGCUUCAGGAAAUUUGAAACCCUAUAACAAAGAAGAGCUGGACGAAGUAAUUGAGACAAUAUUACAAACCCAAAAACUAAUAUUUUUAAAACCGGACCGGAUACCGACUCGGUAAGUUACUGGUUAAGUGGUCGGACCGGUUCAACCGGUCGAACCGGAUUUUCUAUUUAAAAAUAAAUAAAUCUAAAUAAUCAUAUAUUUAUACUAUAUAGACCUAAAAUGUAGUUCUACAUAUAAUAUGUCUAUGUUCUCUUUUAUUAAUUAGAUAAUAAACAAUAACCUUAAGUUUAGUUAUAUAUAUAAGUGAAUACUAUAUCAACUAAAAUUGAUUUAAAAAAAAUGAAUAACCGUUUAAAUUACAUAUUUAUUUAUUUGUUCAACUAAAAGUCUGAAAUUUUAUGAAUAUAGAAAAAUGAGAAUAAAAUAUGAGAAUCAAAAAGAGAUUUUUUUAAAAAAAAUUCUUAAAAAAGAAUCAAGAGAAAACUAAUUAAAUAGUAAAAAUUAAAAUUAAUUAUGAAAUAUUAUAUUUUAAUAAAAAUUGAAAAUACGUUAAUUAUAUGUUGAUUUCUAUUGAACCGGGUUUUGAAGUUGAACCGGGUCAUCGGUUUUACCGGUUUUUAGCCAGUUUCACCGGUUUUUUCUCAAAUCCGGGUUUUAAACCGACCGGACUCGGCUUAUUUAACGAAUAUAAAAACUCAUUUACUAUUAAAUCUAUAAUCAAAUUCAAUCAUAGUAAUUUACAACGACUAUAUAACUUGAAAAUUAAAUUAUAUUAAAUGAUUUAAAUUUCAAACUCUAUAUAGUAAUUCAUAUUUCCAAUAUUUAGACCUCCUUUAUUAUCCACAAAACCUUUCAAUUACUUUUGUCAAAAUAGUCGAAUUGUUUACUUAGAUUUACAAUGCCCGACAUAGCAACCAAGCGAUGAUACAAUCCAAUAAAGAAGAGACUUACACGGAGUUUUUUUCCCAGCUAAGCCAGGUACGAACUUUUUUAUAUAAAUAACACUACUAUUGUAUUUACCUAAAUUUAUGCUAACUAACUUAUUCUUAACCAAUUUCAGAUCAUUUCUUUUUUAUGAACCUCAACACAACUUCUGAUCUGCAAAAGACUUAAUCUGUUUCUUACAUUAUUUAUCUUACUUAGCUACUCUUUUAGCUUUUAAACAAUUGCGUAACCUCGAUAUUCACUAAUUUUCAGACAUUUUGUAAAAUACAAUGCUUCCAUUUCAAACAAAAACUUUGAAACUUAUAAUUAAACAUCGACCAAUAGGAACAUUUCCUUUCGGGUCUGUGUUUCUGUUUUAUUUGGAUGGGUUUGUUCGGUUUUUGGUCUGGGUUAAUGGGCUUCGCCAGGUUUGUGUUAUGGCCUGUUCUUCAGCUUAAACCUAGGUCUACGGAGGCGCGUUCUGGAGUCUCUCCUUCUCUUCACCAUUUCUCUUCGUCUUCUCCUCUGUGUUUUCAUCAUCCGAUUCCUCGCGAUCGGUUUCUCUCAAUCAAUUUCGCCUUCAAUUCUUCUUUAUGGUUUCUUUUCAUCUUCCCCCUUUCCUCCUCCUUUAUAUAUUGUUUCUUCACCCGUCUACAAAUCAAAACCCUAGAAACUCUAUCAAUGGCGAUGAAACCACAUGGGAAGUCGAUUAUGUCAUCCGAUUCCGACGAAAAAAGCGUAUUCUUCAAAGAUCUCUCGCUGGGUCCCAACGAAGCUCAGUUGAAGUUUCGGCUCAUCCAUUUCUGGGAGGCUUGGAAUCCGGUAAAGAAGACGCUUAUUGGCAUGGAGAUGCUACUCAUCGACGAACAGGGAACUGUUAUUCAAGGAUUUAUUUCCCCAGGGCGUAUUGAAAAAUAUCUGCCUGAUAUGAAGCGAGGCUCUGUUUACAAACUCAACAACUUCUACGGAUCCAGAAACAAAUCGGUGUUUCGGGUUGCUGAUCAUACCGUUACAGUGUCGUUCUCAUGGAACUCGGAGUUGAAGGUUCUUCUAAACUGUCCCACUCAUUUUGAUGCGGACAGUUUCCGGUUCCAUUCAUAUGAAGAGUUUCAAGCGAACUGCGACCUCAAAGGAGACCUCUACGAUGUUGUUGGCCACAUGAAGUUGGUUAACGGUCAGAGUAUCGUUGAGGCACCGGUUCUUGAUGAAGUGGAGAUAGCAAAAGCAAGGCGUGUUCUUAUUCAUGUCCAAUCACAUGAUGGACCGGUCAUGAAGCUAUACCUUUGGGAUCAGGCUGCAAGAGACUUCUGCAAAAAGUUCAAUUCGUACGAGGGCACACCCACUGUGUUACUGGUCACGACCGUCAACACGAAGACUCUCGGAGGUACUCUGGCCUUGACCUCAAUGUCAUCUUCGCGUGUGUUUAUGGACUAUGAAGUCCAACCUACAAUAGACUACUUCAGUUGGUUGGGCUCUAAUCCCGCAAUUGCUGAGCAGGUUAAUGCAGAGGUAGUCACCAAACGUGAGACAAUGACUAUAGGGGAAAUAUUCUCCUACAUCGAGCAAGAAUCCGCAAAGGAUGCCUUCUUUGAGUGCACGGCUACGAUCGAUGACGUCGUGCAUGGUUGUUCUUGGUAUUACAUUGCUUGCAGUGGGUGCCAUUCUAAGGUUAUCAACGGUCCAACUUCGUUGAUCUGUACAAGCAAGAAGUGUGGAAAGGUUAAUGCAUCUGGUGUUCCACAGUACCUGUCAAAGAUAUCCGUUUAUGACAACAGUGAUCAAGCUGUCUUUGUGCUUCUUGGUGAUGCUGGUCGUGAGCUGACUGGGAAGCCAGCAUCAGAGUUAGUCAGAAGCUAUUUUGAGGCUAAUGGCAACGAAGGAGUUAACCUUGAGGCGCCAGUUCCGGAAGCUCUAAUCAGCACCAUAGGUCAGAAGCACAAGUUUUGUGUCAAAGUCACAGAGCAUAACUUUUCAGGUAAGACCCGAUCUCUUACCGUGACCAAGAUCCUCCCACUAGACCCUCAGCCAACCACAGUGUCUUCGGAAGAUAACCAUACUGCUGCCACGUCUGAGGAAACAUCUGAAAACCGUGUGGAUUCAGCAGAUGGGAGUAAGAGAACCUGUGAUAGUUCUGAGCUGGAGAGAGUUAAACGCCCUAAAUGUGGGAACUAGGGUUCUCGCGACAGUUCUCAGAGAUUGCAGCAUCUAUUCAGUUUACGUGUUUGUCUCUUUACAAUUGCAUGCAUGGUUUUUUCAUUAUGUCUUUGGAUUAUGAGAGUUUUUUCCUAGACAAUGGUUUCUCUCAUUUUGAUUUUUCAGCGUUUUUAAUUUUUCAAUGAUUAGAUUGCAUGCAUGAUAUUUGUCAAAUAUCAUAGUGUUUAAAUAAUCUGGAUCAACAUGUUAUUUUUUCUUAACCUAAUUUGAUUGACUUAAAUCCAAA
Molecule: messenger RNA, 5162 nt
Organism: Brassica napus (rape)
Lineage: Eukaryota; Viridiplantae; Streptophyta; Magnoliopsida; Brassicales; Brassicaceae
Exons: 15
Coding region: 3107-4894 (595 amino acids)
Biological process (GO): meiotic cell cycle; telomere maintenance via telomerase; double-strand break repair via homologous recombination
Cellular component (GO): nucleus; DNA replication factor A complex
Molecular function (GO): damaged DNA binding; single-stranded telomeric DNA binding
Source: RefSeq, a predicted model, not a curated record